This is a messenger RNA of Amphibalanus amphitrite, 1930 nucleotides long. RefSeq names its product DNA translocase FtsK-like. The transcript has 3 exons. Bases 575 to 1501 code for a protein of 308 amino acids. The record is from RefSeq and is a predicted model, not a curated record. Lineage: Eukaryota; Metazoa; Arthropoda; Thecostraca; Balanomorpha; Balanidae.
UUUCAACUUUAAAAAUCAAGCGUUGGCAUCGUAAAAGCGUCAGGGUGGCCGUUUUGCCCCACUCUCCCCUACUCAUAUUGUGUACAUGUGGUAUGACGGCAGAUAUAUUAGACAAAUUAAAAUCGUAUUUUGAUUUUUUCGUAGUUCAGGUAUACAUAUGUCCGAGUCAUCGGUUUACUCGUAGAUCAUAGAGCGGCUAUUUAAUGCAGUUGCUUCCGUACCAGCAAUUACGCAGCAAGUUUUUACUUCCACCCACCAAAGCGAAAGGUACUGGGGUGGGUAAAUGCAUCGUAAUCCACAUUGAUUCCUAUCUGCAUAACCGAAACUGACAGCUGAUCAUCCCGGUGAAUGGUGGAAUUCAGCCUCGCCCCUGCAUGUUCACCGGUCACUUCACCCCAAAGUUGGACAACGCUCGUUAAAAACAGCCGCGAGCUGGUGACGGCACGGGUGCUGCUGCCGUUGACCAAUUCGCUCCUGGGACUGACCAGCUCGUCGCGAAACGCUCGGCGAAAGGGCGGCGCGCGCGGCAGUCCGGGAGUAAGUGAGCGGGCUAUAUAGACGGGCGGCACACGCGAUGGGCGGUAGUUGGCGAGCGACCACCUCCAGGGACAACAUCGCCAACAUGAUGCUGAGGAGCACGCUGCUGCUGUGCCUGGCCGUGCUGUCCGGCUCGAAGGAGCUACAGAAGCGGCAGGUGGGCGGGUACGGCGCUCCCCCCGCCGCCGACCCCGGCCCCAAGUGUCGGACGAAGACCGUGUUCGUGCUCACCUGGACCAAGACGAUGAUCCCUGUGACAGUGUACGACACGCAGACGCGCCAGCUGCCCACCACGCUGUACCGCUACGUGACGGCGACCGAGACGGUGCCGGUGACAGCCAUCAAGCUGGUCACCACCAGCCAGGCGGCGCGGCCCGGAUACCAGGAGGACACGCGCAUCUCGUACCGCACGCGCACUGUCAGGGUGCCCCAGGUGGAGGCCAUCACCUCCACGCUGGUGCUCACUGAGGACGAGCACCUGACGGUGACGGAGACGGACCACGUGACGCAGACCCAGCUGCGCCAGUACCCCGUCCAGGUCACCUCCACCAGCGUGGUCAACGUGCCGCAGGUGGUGACCUCGGUGGCCACCGAGUUCCAGACCCAGGUCCAGACCCAGUUCACCACUCAGUCCUACAACGUGGUGGCCACCAAGACGGUGAACGUGCCACAGGUGCAGUACAUCACCCAGACGGUCACCCAGCAGCAGUACCAGACGGUGGCUGUGACGAAAACGCAGCAGACCUACCACACCGUCAGCAAGUGCCAGCAGCAGGGCUAUCAGCAGCCACAGCAGCCGCAGCAGAGCUACCAGCAGCCACAGCCCCAGCAGGGUUACCAGCAGCCACAGCAGCCGCAGCAGAGCUACCAGCAACCUCAGCAGCCGCAGCAGAGCUACCAGCAGCCCCAGCAGGGCUAUCAGCAGCAGCAGCCGCAGCAGCAGCAGGGUUAUCAGCAGGGCUAACUUGUCCACUCCGCAGUCUCUGACCGCAUGCGGACGUAGAUCCCGACUCUCUGAUGCCACUGCUGGCACGCUGACGUAACCCCACCGUCGUGUCAUAGAACUGAAUUAGUGGUAGGCUUGGGGUAAAGUCUAGCGGAAAGCUCUUGUGAAAUCUAAGUCAUUAGGUUAAGGCGCGCGAAUUCCCAUGCUGUGAUACUGUGCGAUAUUUUUGUUACCAGAGGAGGACCUGAAGUGGUGCCGCUGGUCGGACCAGUCAGCCGCCCGUGACCUCGUGACUUUGGCCGUGACCGUGUCAUUUGUGUGGGUGUGGGGUCGCAAUAUUGCCGCGGGUAGUGUGUUCCAAGAUAAGAUAGGUAUUGAUGUGUCGUUUGUGACCUUUAUAAGCAGCAACGACUCAUGAAUAGAAAUAAACACGAACAAAGUUAUGAA